Impatiens glandulifera is the source of this 1882-nucleotide messenger RNA. RefSeq names its product protein transport protein Sec61 subunit alpha-like. The transcript is spliced from 6 exons. Gene Ontology annotation, cellular component: Sec61 translocon complex; membrane. Bases 187 to 1695 code for a protein of 502 amino acids. The record is from RefSeq and is a predicted model, not a curated record. Lineage: Eukaryota; Viridiplantae; Streptophyta; Magnoliopsida; Ericales; Balsaminaceae. Gene Ontology annotation, molecular function: ribosome binding; transmembrane protein transporter activity; signal sequence receptor activity. Gene Ontology annotation, biological process: SRP-dependent cotranslational protein targeting to membrane, translocation; post-translational protein targeting to membrane, translocation.
CCUACAAUUUGUAAGGAUGGGACGCGUUUCUCUAUCUUUAUAUUCUCGUUUGGAAGGCGUUUUCUUUUGACUCGAUCAACAAUCUUCUUUCAAAACUGGGUUCUUUACACACUUCAAACUUCAGAUUUUCCCAAUUCAAUUCGAACCCAGAAGUUCUUGCUGGAUUGUUUUGACUAGUAGAAGAAGAUGGGAGGAGGGUUCAGGCUGCUUCAUUUGGUUAGGCCAUUCUUAGCAUUUUUGCCAGAAGUUCAGACUGCAGACCGCAAGAUUCCAUUCAGAGAGAAAGUAAUCUACACUGUCAUUUCUCUUUUCAUCUUUUUGGUUUGCAGUCAGCUUCCUUUGUAUGGCAUACAUUCCACAACUGGUGCAGAUCCUUUCUAUUGGAUGCGUGUUAUUCUUGCUUCGAGUCGUGGCACUGUAAUGGAGCUUGGUAUUACACCCAUUGUCACAUCCGGUCUUGUAAUACAACUCUUGGCUGGUUCAAAGAUCAUUGAAGUUGACAACAGUGUGCGAGAGGACCGAGAACUUCUGAAUGGUGCUCAGAAAUUGCUCGGAAUCUUGAUAGCUGUUGGUGAGGCUGUUGCCUAUGUUCUAUCUGGAAUGUAUGGGAGUGUCGGUCAACUGGGAGUCGGCAAUGCUAUUCUAAUUAUUCUUCAGCUUUGCUUUGCGGGUAUAAUUGUUAUAUGCUUGGAUGAACUCUUGCAGAAGGGUUAUGGUUUAGGGUCUGGGAUCUCUCUGUUCAUUGCUACUAAUAUCUGCGAAACUAUUAUCUGGAAAGCGUUUAGCCCGACGACAAUCAACAGUGGUCGUGGAGCUGAGUUUGAGGGUGCUGUUAUUGCCUUGUUCCAUCUGUUAAUAACUAGAACAGAUAAAGUGAGGGCUCUUAGGGAGGCUUUUUACAGGCAGAACCUUCCAAACGUGACGAAUUUACUUGCUACUGUCUUGAUUUUUCUCAUUGUUAUCUACUUCCAAGGCUUCCGUGUUGUGUUACCUGUAAGAUCUAAGAAUUCACGUGGACAACAAGGAUCGUACCCGAUUAAAUUGUUUUAUACUUCAAACAUGCCCAUCAUCCUUCAGUCUGCACUUGUCACCAAUCUUUAUUUCAUCUCUCAGUUGCUGUAUAGAAAAUAUGGAGGAAACUUCUUUGUGAAUCUGUUGGGCACGUGGAAGGAAUCUGAGUAUUCGGGUCAAUCUGUUCCGGUUGGAGGUCUAGCUUACUAUGUAACUGCACCAUCGAGUUUGGCUGAUAUGGCUGCAAAUCCAUUCCAUGCUCUAUUCUACUUGGUAUUCAUGCUGACUGCCUGUGCAUUGUUCUCCAAAACUUGGAUUGAAGUUUCUGGUUCUUCUGCCAGAGAUGUUGCCAAGCAGCUUAAGGUAAGAAAAAGAAUAAAAAAACAAAUCUUCUUGCCAAAAUUCUUCAUUUUUUUAAAGAAAGUUAUUAUGAUAUACUUGCAGGAACAACAAAUGGUGAUGCCUGGACAUAGAGAUUCAAAUUUACAGAAGGAACUUAACCGUUAUAUCCCAACUGCAGCUGCCUUUGGCGGAAUGUGCAUUGGAGCUUUGACAGUAUUGGCCGAUUUCAUGGGAGCUGUUGGCUCUGGAACAGGGAUAUUGCUCGCGGUUACAAUCAUCUAUCAGUACUUUGAGACCUUUGAGAAGGAGAAAGCUAGUGAAAUGGGUUUUUUCGGUUUCUAGAUGUUGAUAAUUGGCUCAAUUAUAUAUCAACUUAACACGCGAUUAUUCGAUCUUUGUUAAAUUCUGAAGAAUAGUGUUGUGUAGUAAGUUUGUUGUGUACUUAGAUAGAUAGAAGAAACCAAUACAAUAGAAAUUUAUAUAUGUAAUCUUCUAUUCCACUUCUUGAAUUUAGUUUUGGAUUGUUUUA